AUCAGUUUAUUUGGAAAAAACAAUUAAGCUAUAUCCUGCAAAAAGAAUUGCCAUUUCAGAAAUAGAAGUAAUUCAUCAUAAAAUUUUUGAUGCAUUUUUGAAUGGUACCAAGUUUAACAUUCAGAAGAACACAAUGUCGUAAGUUUUUACUAUUCAUUCUUUCAUUCAUUCAACGAAGACUUGCUGAAUGCUUAUAAAAUGCCAGGCACUGUUUGAGGUUCCAGAGUCUUAGAAGUGAACAAAAUGUAAAAUUAUAUACCUGUUUUUAGGGGUUCUCGUUCUGUUGAUAACCUGUUAGCCAAAAUGGUGAAGGCUCCGCGUUCCUCGAGUUCUGCAGCUCUGUGCUCUCGCUAGCUGGUCAUUUCCAGAGGAGCGCGCCGUGAGCCGCAGAGGGCAGCAGAACACCAUCCCGUGGCCAGGCCGAAUGACACGUGCCGCAGAUGUCAGUACACCAGACCUCAGACACCUAGUACAAAGACAGAAUGUGAAAUGCCACAUUGCUAAGCUUUAGUUGAGCACCAGUUCAAAUUAAAUUAUUUUUGACAGGUUAGAAUAAACUAACACAAUUCUGUAGUUUCUUUUUACUUUUAAUGUGGCUUCUAGAAAUUGUGAAAUGACAUAUGUGGCUCGUGGUAGUGACUUGCAUUAUAUUUCCAUGGGACAGCUUCCCUCUCAGGCUUACACUUGGUAAAGGAGAGGUUUCGUUUUGCUGGGUCAGAGCUGUUGUUAGGAAUGUGUGCGGCUCAGCUGGUCGUUUUGCUGCUGAAACUUGAACACAUGUGUGAGGUUGAAGUAACCUGAUAGAGCCAUGAUCUUCCAAAACAUCUAAUCUUUUCUUUUUUCCCCCCCACAUCUCUCCCGUCUGAACCUUGGGGACGCCUCACAAAAUAGCACGCAUUUCUGGGGCCCUGUCGCCAACUGGGGUCUUCCCAUUGCUGCCAUCAAUGACAUGAAAAAGUCUCCAGAGAUUAUCAGUGGGCGGAUGACAUUUGCUCUCUGUUGCUACUCGCUGACCUUCAUGAGAUUCGCCUACAAGGUGCAGCCUCGAAACUGGCUCCUGUUCGCCUGCCACGCCACCAACGAGGUAGCGCAGCUCGUUCAGGGAGGACGCCUCAUCAAGCACGAGAUGAGUAAAAAGGCAUAAGCCUGCCAGCGGGAGAGGAAAAGCCCGGGUGUGGAGGGACAGCCUUGCCGGUGCCGCUGAGUCACGGAUUCCAUCCUCAGAAGAGUCUUGCUGAGGAAAUAAGCUGAAUGCUAUUUUUACUAACCAAUUUUUCUAGAAAUAGCUGAGAGUCCCUAAAACAACUCUCUGCUGCCUUACAUGCCCUGAAUAUCCUUCUCUUCAUGAAGAGUCCGUGUGAUGGUUUUAUCUGCAGUAAUGCAUACAUUACUUGGUAGAAUUUACUUAAUGAGUAACUGAAGAGAGGAAAUUGGGAUUUUUAGACACCGACGGCUGGCCACGGGCCCUGUCCCUGCUAGUGGUCGAGAGCGUGUCUCUGCUUCCAUGCGGCAUGCCUCCACAAGUGCUGGAACUUAAUGGCAAUAAAUGAUUUAAAUACUCAUCAAA
This is a messenger RNA of Mustela erminea (ermine), 1567 nucleotides long. RefSeq names its product mitochondrial pyruvate carrier 1 (gene MPC1). The transcript has 4 exons. The record is from RefSeq and is a predicted model, not a curated record. Bases 950 to 1144 code for a protein of 64 amino acids. Gene Ontology annotation, cellular component: mitochondrial inner membrane. Gene Ontology annotation, biological process: pyruvate import into mitochondria. NCBI's taxonomy places the organism in Eukaryota, Metazoa, Chordata, Mammalia, Carnivora, Mustelidae.